AUGCGAAUGAAGUUCCCACUGUGGAUCGAAAUAAUGGGCUGUGACUCCGAGGUGUCCUCAGCUGACAGUGACCUGGAGGCUCGUCUCAACAGCUGGAACCUGGGGAUUGAAAGCCCGAGAUAUUUGCGAGAGAAGCCUGUUCCCUUGUCUCCUAUUUUGAAGUCAAACUGUUCACUUGGCGAGGGUCUCAUUCCAGCGGCUGACCUGAACAAUGAGGUUGAGCUGAAGAUAAAAGUUGUUGAGGCCAAGCACCAGGAGGAGAUUUUGAAGUGUCAGCAGAGACAUGAUAAAGAUGUUGAGAAGAUUUUGCAUCGAAAGAACAAAGAGAUUGAUGAGUUAAAGAGCAUGUAUUUGGCCAAGCAGAAUGAUGCUGAGGAGAAGAUCCGAAAGCUGGAGAGGAAAGUUCAGAAUGUGCUGCGGGAGUCCCAGUUUAUUUCUGAGACCAAGGAGAAACAGAUCCAAGAACUGAAGAAAAUUGCAGAUCAAAGCAGUAAUACUUUAAAAAAUGAGUGGGAGAAGAAGCUGCGUGUGGCUGUGACAGAGAUGGAGCAGGAGAAGUUUGACCUACAGAAGAAACACACCGUGAACAUUCAGGAGCUGUUGGAGGAGACCAACCAAAGAUUGGCCAAGAUGGAGGCGGAGUAUAGUGGCCGGGCACAGUCCACAGAGAAGACAGUACGUGACCUGGAGAAGAGGGUGAAGCAGCAGUCGAUGGAGGUUGAAAAGGGAAACAAAUUGCGACAGAGGGUGACACAGGAGAAGGCUCAGCUGGAGAUCCACAUCGCAUCCAUCAGUGCUGAACUACAGGAGGCUAACAGGAGAAUUCUUAGUCUGCAAAAAGAGAAGGAAGACCAGAAGAAACUCUAUCAACAAACGAUGGAGAAACUACAUACUAAAUAUGAAACUGACAUAAGCCAUUUGCAGCAAGAGCACAAGCUGUCUGCAGCUAAGGCUUCUGAGUUGAUUGACGAGUUGGAGAAAAAUGUGGCUCAACUAAGACUACAACUCCAAGAAAAUGAGAAUUUUAGACUUGAACAACUUCAGGAUCAUGAGAACAAGUUCCAAAUGGAAAAAGAACUGAAGAUCCAAAGCGAGAAGAAGGUUCAGGCUAUUCACAAUGAGGCUGAGAAAGAGCGGGCAGAGGCUAAAAGGAAGAUUGGCCAGCUUGAAGACAGUCUCAGGGACAGUGAAAGGGAACUGGAGAAGACCAGAGCAAGCCAGAGACAGCAGAUGCAGCAGGCAGACAAGGCACUUGAGCAUUUUAAGAAGCAAGUGGAAAUCAGCUCUGAGAAGGCGUAUGCUGACAUGAAACUGCAGAUGGAAAAGGUAGAGGAAGACCUGGAGCGCUCCAAGUCCCUGAGAGAAAACCAGGCGAAAGAGUUUUCUCAACAACUCGAUUCUCUACGCCACAAAUAUGAACACCAGAUGGCUGAGCUCUGCAUGCAGCACGAGCAAGAGAGGACGCGGCUCCAACAAGCGCACAUCACCGAAAAGGACGGCAUGGUCCAAGAGCAUCAGCGCGAGGUCGGCAGUCUGGAACGCCAGGCCAGGGCCACCCUUCAGCAGCACCAGCAGCUCACACAGGAGUGGAGGAAGCGCGAUGCCCAGGUGAUUUCAGAUUUGGAAACUCAGGUGACCCGUCUCCGGGAAGAACUCCAAAUAGGAAACUUUGAGCACAAGCAACAGGUGGCGGGGAUGGCUUUGCAGCUGGAUGAGGACAAACAAAAAGCUUCAGCAGACAAGGAGGAGGCUCUGGACCAGCUUCGGUCUGAGAUGGGGCGCCGCCACAAAGAUCUGGAAAAGAAACUUCAGAGAGAGCACGAGGCCGCGUUGGGGAAGGCCAACAGCAGGCUGAAGCAGAUUGAGAAGGACUACAGUCAGAGGCUCACCAAAUCUGCCCAGUUAAUAGCAGAGCUCCAGACCAAUGCGUGUGACUCAAAGGAGGAGGCGGUCCGGCUUCAGAAGGCCAUGGAGAGGCAGCUGGAGGAGGCCCACGCUCGAUGGGAUGAACAGAGGAAGAUGCUGCACCAUCAUGCGGAUCAGAACUACAUGGCUCUGCAGGAGAAGGUGGAGAAUCUACAGACGCAGCUCCACAGCUCUGAGAAGAAACUGCUGAGCAAGGAGCUGGAGAUGGAAGAGAAGGUAACAGGAGUGCGCCAGGAGUACGAGGAGAAAAUCAAAGGCUUAAUGCCGUCCAAUCUCAGACAAGAACUCGAGGACACGAUCACCUCCCUGAAGUCACAGGUUAAUUUCCUUCAGAAGAGAGCGACUCUGCUGCAGGAAGACCUGGAUGCCUCUUGCAGCAGGAGGUCAGCCUCAUUGUUUGGACUCUGCUGA
Messenger RNA from Knipowitschia caucasica, 2337 nucleotides. Lineage: Eukaryota; Metazoa; Chordata; Actinopteri; Gobiiformes; Gobiidae. The record is from the annotation of a GenBank genome assembly.